Molecule: messenger RNA, 1704 nt
Organism: Pyricularia pennisetigena
Lineage: Eukaryota; Fungi; Ascomycota; Sordariomycetes; Magnaporthales; Pyriculariaceae
Exons: 2
Coding region: 1-1704 (567 amino acids)
Biological process (GO): prolyl-tRNA aminoacylation
Cellular component (GO): cytoplasm; aminoacyl-tRNA synthetase multienzyme complex
Molecular function (GO): ATP binding; proline-tRNA ligase activity
Source: RefSeq, a predicted model, not a curated record
AUGGAGGAGAACAAGGAACAGGUCCAGGCUCAGCCUGCUGCUGAGCAGUCUACUGAGCAGCCCACGGAGCCCUCAAAGAGUGCGUUGAAGAAGGCUGCCAAGGCCUCUGCAAAGGAGGCCAGUAAGGCCGCCAAGGCUGCAAAGGCGGCCCCUGUUGCUGUCAAGAAGACCGACGAUAUCAUUGGUAUCACUGUGUCCAAGGAGGAGAACUUUCCCCAGUGGUACCAGGAGGUGGUUCUCAAGGCCGAGAUGAUUGAGUACUACACGGAGAUUUCUGGCUUCUACAUCCUGCGUCCUGCGGCCAUGUUCGUCUGGUCACAGAUCCGCAAGUGGUUCCAGGAGAAGAUCGACGUGAUGGGCGUGGAGGAGGCCAGCUUCCCCAUGUUUUUGUCAUCCAAGUCGCUCGAGAAGGAGAAGGACCACGUCGAGGGCUUUGCGCCUGAGCUUGCCUGGGUCACCAAGGCUGGAGACAAAGACCUCGAGGUUCCCGUCGCUGUCCGUCCUACGUCAGAAGCCGUCAUGUACCCGUACUACUCGAAGUGGAUCCGAAGUCAUCGUGACCUCCCCCUUCGUCUGAACCAGUGGAACUCGGUCGUCCGCUGGGAAGCUAAGCAGACGACGCCAUUUUUGCGCGCCAGGGAGUUCCUGUGGCAGGAAGGUCACACUGCCCACUUGACAGAGGAAGAUGCAGGCAAGGAGGUUCUCGAGAUUCUCGAGCAUUAUGCCGGUGUCUACGAGCAGUUGCUUGCUGUCCCCGUCGUUAGGGGCAAGAAGACUGAAAACGAGAAAUUCGCCGGUGGAUACUACACUACAACCGUCGAGGGUUACAUUCCAUCUAACGGCCGUGGUAUCCAAGGUGCCACCUCCCACUGUCUGGGCCAGAACUUCAGCAAGAUGUUUGACAUCACGGUCGAGGACCCCAAGAAGGACAAGGGACAUCUUCAUGUGUGGCAGAACUCGUGGGGUCUGUCUACACGCGUCAUCGGUGUCAUGGUGAUGAUUCACGGCGAUGACAAAGGGUUGGUUUUCCCGCCCAGAAUCGCAAGGACCCAGGUGGUGCUUAUUCCCGUCGGUCUUACCGCAAAGACGACACCGGAGGAGAAGACGGCACAUGCAGCCAAGAUUGACGAGCUGAGCAAGACUCUGAAGGAUGCCGGGGUCCGUGUGGAGCUGGAUUUGCGCGACAGCUACACCCCGGCCUGGAAGUUUAACCACUGGGAGCUCAAGGGUGUCCCGCUGCGUCUCGAGUUUGGUCCCAAGGACGCCGCCAAAGACCAGGUUGCGUUUGCAAGGCGAGACACUGGCGAGAAGGGUUCUAUUCCCAUCGCCGACCUGGCUACCAAGGUCCCCGAACUGCUCGAGACCAUCCAGAAGGCCAUGUACGACAAGGCAGAUGCAGCUUUCAGGUCGCACAGGAUUGUGGUGGCAGAAUGGGAGAAGGUAGUCCCGGCACUGGACUCCAAGAACGUGGUCUUGAUCCCCCACUGCCUCGACGGCAAGUGUGAGGACCACAUCAAGGACAUCACCAAGGGAACUGGUAUGGAGUUGCAGGCCGAUGGUCAGAAGGCGCCUUCGAUGGGCAUGAAGAGUCUCUGCAUUCCAUUUGAGCAGCCAGAGGGCCUGGUUGAGGGCACCACCAAGUGCUUGAGCCCUGACUGCGACAAGCUCGCACAGAAAUAUGUCAUGUUCGGAAGGAGUUACUAG